Molecule: messenger RNA, 588 nt
Organism: Theileria annulata
Lineage: Eukaryota; Apicomplexa; Aconoidasida; Piroplasmida; Theileriidae
Exons: 4
Coding region: 1-588 (195 amino acids)
Source: RefSeq, a predicted model, not a curated record
AUGGAUCCAGAUAACAAAAAUCCUAUUUUAUAUAAACAUUCAACCAAAUCUUGUAUCCCAAAUGUUCAAGACGAUGAUCACUGUGAAGAUCCAGCAUAUAACUUAAUCCAUACAUCCACAGAUAACUUAACAAAUUUAUACGGAGUAAACAACAGCUCUGAAAACAUUAAUACGAACCUUUUUCAACCUUCUGACCAUUUUGAAUCAUUUGAUGAGGAGGAAAUAUUUGAUAUAAUUAGAACAAUAAAGGACCCUGAAUAUUCAUAUUCUUUGGAAGAUUUAAACGUGGUUUCCAAGGAUAAUAUCUUUAUUGAUGAAGAUACGUCCACCAUCUCAGUAUUCUUCACACCCACAGUUCCUCAUUGCACUCAAGCAUCAAUAAUCGGACUAAUGAUCUUUGUAAAGUUGUACCAAAGCUUGCCUCCAUAUUUCAAAAUCGAUGUUCAAAUAUCUAAAGGAACACAUAACACUGAGGAAAUGAUAAAUAAACAGCUCCUGGAUAAGGAAAGAAUAUCAGCUGCACUUGAAUAUCCUCCAAUAUUGAAGAUGAUCAACAAAGGUAUCCUUUUUCUACAAAUAUAUAUUUAA